Ziziphus jujuba (common jujube) is the source of this 1467-nucleotide messenger RNA. RefSeq names its product benzyl alcohol O-benzoyltransferase. NCBI's taxonomy places the organism in Eukaryota, Viridiplantae, Streptophyta, Magnoliopsida, Rosales, Rhamnaceae. Bases 35 to 1426 code for a protein of 463 amino acids. The transcript has 2 exons. The record is from RefSeq and is a predicted model, not a curated record. Gene Ontology annotation, molecular function: acyltransferase activity, transferring groups other than amino-acyl groups.
ACUACUCCUAAGUCCUGUAACAAAUAUAAUUUAUAUGGCAUCAAUAACGCUUAACUUCUCCGUGGAAGUCAGUGCGCCAGAGCUAAUCAAACCGGAGAAACCAACACCAAGAGAAUUCAAAUACUUAUCAAACAUUGAUGACCAAAUAGGAUUAAGAAACCACAUACCAUUUGUGCAUUUCUAUCUCCCAACUAUGCAUGCCAAUCAUGAUCAUAAUGACCCAGUUGCGAUGAUAAAACAGGCAUUGUCUAAGGUUCUUGUUUACUACCAUCCGGUGGCGGGUCGGCUAAGGAAUGGUGACAAAGGUAAGCUUGUUGUGGACUGUUGUGGUGAGGGGGUGAUCUUUCGUGAAGGCAACGCAGAUAUCAAACUGGCAGAGCUGUGCAACGCUGUUGAUGAUGAUGGGUUGAAGCCACCGUUUCCUCAAUGGGAUAAACUGUUGGUGGAUGACAUUUGGGGUAGCAACUUCAUCAUUGACUCAUCCUUGCUUCGCAUGCAGGUAACGAGAUUUGCAUGUGGUGGAUUUGUCUUGGCCUACACAUUCAACCAUUGCAUAUGUGAUGCUUAUGGUGCUUACCAAUUCAUAAAAGCAAUCUCAGAAUUUUGCACCAAUCCAACCCAAACCACUCCUACUGCGUUACCAAGCUGGGGAAGAGAAACUCUGAAACCUCGUUCAUCUCUCACCAUUUCCUACCCCCAUCUUGAGUAUGGAACAUCUAAGAAUCCUACCAUUACCUAUGCAGAAUCCCAAUUCAAAACCUUAGCUCAAACAUCAAUAUUCCUCUCUCCGACCGAUAUAUCACUCCUCAAAAACCAACCCAAUAACCAAAAACUCCCAACCUUUGAUGCUGUAUCAGCUUGUCUAUGGAGAGCAAGAACAAGAACACUUCUCAACCCUGAAUCCACAACUAGACUUCUCUUCCCAAUCGACACUCGCUUUCGAUACAAACCGCUAUUGCCUAAAGGUUACUAUGGAAGUGCUGUUGUGUUUCCAUGUGCAAUAACAAAAGCAUCAGAACUUGUUGAUAAACCAUUGAGUUAUGCAGCAGGUUUGAUAUCAGAAGUGAAAAAAGAAGUUGGUGAGGAUGAAUACAGGGCUUCUGUGUUGGAUUUCAUCGAAGCGAAUGGACGAAAAGGGUUUCAUUCUGAAGGAGCAUUUGUUGUUUCGGAUAUGACUCGGUUAAGGUUUGGAGAAUUGGAUUUUGGUUGGGGAAAAGGGAUAUAUGGUGGACCUUCAAGGGCUGGAACUGGUUUGGUACCUGGAAUGGUAACUUCACUUGUUACUCAUAAGAAUAAAGAGGGUGUUGUUGGAAUUUUGGCUUUGGUUUCUUUACCUCAAGAAUUUGUUGACAAGUUUCAUAAGGAAAUAAGGAAAGAGAUUAAUGAUUGUAAUAUUGCUGUUGGAAAACUUGUUUCUGCUUUGUAAAGCUUAUGAACAUGGAGGAUCAAAUAUUCAAUAGGACUGAA